CCAAACCCAAACCCAAACCCAAACCCAAACCCAAACCCAAACCCAAACCCAAACCCAAACCCAAACCCAAACCCAAACCCAAACCCAAACCCAAACCCAAACCCAAACCCAAACCCAAACCCAAACCCAAACCCAAACCCAAACCCAAACCCAAACCCAAACCCAAACCCAAACCCAAACCCAAACCCAAACCCAAACCCAAACCCAAACCCAAACCCAAACCCAAACCCAAACCCAAACCCAAACCCAAACCCAAACCCAAACCCAAACCCAAACCCAAACCCAAACCCAAACCCAAACCCAAACCCAAACCCAAACCCAAACCCAAACCCAAACCCAAACCCAAACCCAAACCCAAACCCAACCAUCUCCUCACCAUGUAG
Messenger RNA from Naegleria lovaniensis, 383 nucleotides. RefSeq lists its product as uncharacterized. The transcript has a single exon. The annotation marks the transcript as partial. The record is from RefSeq and is a predicted model, not a curated record. NCBI's taxonomy places the organism in Eukaryota, Heterolobosea, Eutetramitea, Acrasida, Naegleriidae.